Perkinsus marinus ATCC 50983 is the source of this 261-nucleotide messenger RNA. RefSeq lists its product as hypothetical. NCBI's taxonomy places the organism in Eukaryota, Perkinsozoa, Perkinsida, Perkinsidae. Bases 1 to 261 code for a protein of 86 amino acids. The record is from RefSeq and is a predicted model, not a curated record. The transcript is spliced from 4 exons.
AUGAAGCGCCCUGUUCAGUCACGGUCGGACCUGGAGGACUUAUUGGCGACCACCACACUGGACUUGGGAGUCUCUAAUGUGAGCGAGUCAGAGCCGGACGAGAUAUCGUUGGUAUUGGAAGAGGCCAGGAAGCGAGCGGCAAGUCAGGCCUGGAGGCGGAGUUUAUUCGUCUCGUUCGCCGUUGACGGGGAGCACCACAGGAAGGGAGUAUAUGAGUCGGCCAUGUACUGGGGACAUGGUCAUGAGAACGGGUUCAUGUGA